Molecule: messenger RNA, 4705 nt
Organism: Myxocyprinus asiaticus (Chinese sucker)
Lineage: Eukaryota; Metazoa; Chordata; Actinopteri; Cypriniformes; Catostomidae
Gene: ogdhb
Product: oxoglutarate dehydrogenase b
Exons: 23
Coding region: 265-3342 (1025 amino acids)
Biological process (GO): tricarboxylic acid cycle
Cellular component (GO): mitochondrion; oxoglutarate dehydrogenase complex
Molecular function (GO): oxoglutarate dehydrogenase (succinyl-transferring) activity; thiamine pyrophosphate binding
Source: RefSeq, a predicted model, not a curated record
GAAACGAGUGACUCGUUUAUCAGAUUAUCAGUCGCCACGAGACACAGCGAGCACUUGAUACCUCACUUAUUAAAUAACAUUAAAUUACACUGAACACAACCAUCUGACCCGAGGCUUCCUGGAUCUGGCAGGACUUCAAACAAACAGGCCUUGAACAAAGGAGUAACAACUAUAAUUAAGAUACCUAUUGGAUUUAGUGCUGCAGAGGAGUUUGAUUUCUCGUGGUUGUUUUGGAGAGGCGGUGGAGCUGUUUUACGGACUGCGAUGCAUCGCUUAAGGACUUGCGCUGCACGGCUACGGCCGCUCACAGCCUCUCAGAGCGCUCAAAGUUUCUCGCAGCAGAGGACAGUGGCGGCCCCCGGGGUCCUAAGGACGUUACAGCCCAUUAGGUGCUACACGGCCCCUGUCGCCGCUGAGCCUUUUCUCAAUGGAACGAGCUCCAACUAUGUGGAGGAGAUGUAUUACGCAUGGCUGGAGGACCCCAAGAGUGUGCACAAGUCUUGGGACAUCUUCUUCCGUAACGCUAACUCAGGUGCUCCCCCCGGCACCGCCUACCAGAGCCCCCCUCCACUGACGGUGAGGCUGUCAGGACUGUCUCAGGCCCAGACGCUGGUUGCAGCUCAACCCAGUGUGGAAAAACUGGUGGAAGACCACCUGGCCGUUCAAUCCCUCAUUCGUGCCUACCAGAUUCGGGGACAUCACGUUGCACAGCUGGAUCCUCUUGGAAUUAUGGAUGCUGAUCUUGAUUCAUGCGUUCCUGCAGAUAUUAUCACAUCGUCUGAUAAACUUGGCUUCUAUGGUCUGGAAGAGACCGAUCUGGAUAAAGUGUUCCGGCUUCCCACGACCACCUUCAUUGGGGGCAGUGAGAGUGCCCUUCCACUCAGGGAAAUCAUCCGACGUUUAGAGAUGGCGUACUGUCAGCACAUCGGGGUAGAGUUCAUGUUCAUCAAUGAUCUGGAGCAGUGUCAGUGGAUCAGGCAGAAGUUUGAGAAGCCUGGAGUGAUGCAGUUUACGCUGGAUGAGAAGAGGAGGCUACUGGCCCGUAUGAUCCGCUCAACCAGGUUUGAGGAGUUCCUCCAGAGGAAGUGGUCAUCAGAGAAACGUUUUGGACUGGAGGGAUCCGAUUCUCUCAUUCCUGCACUGAAAACCAUCAUUGACAAGUCCAGUGAGAAUGGAGUGGAGAGCGUCAUCAUGGGCAUGCCACACAGAGGUCGUCUGAAUGUGCUUGCUAACGUUAUCCGUAAGGAGCUGGAGCAGAUCUUCUGCCAGUUUGAUUCCAAGCUGGAAGCUGCUGAUGAGGGCUCCGGUGAUGUGAAGUAUCAUCUGGGUAUGUACCACAGACGCAUCAACCGGGUCACCGACCGCCACAUCACCCUAUCUCUGAUGGCCAACCCCUCACACCUGGAGGCUGUGGACCCUGUAGUGCAGGGCAAGACCAAAGCAGAGCAGUUCUACUGUGGUGACUCCGAUGGCAACAGGGUGAUGUCCAUCUUGUUGCAUGGAGAUGCAGCCUUUGCAGGUCAGGGCAUCGUCUAUGAGACCUUCCAUUUGAGUGACUUGCCAUCCUACAGCACUCAUGGCACUGUGCAUGUGGUGGUCAACAACCAGAUCGGCUUCACCACUGACCCUCGGAUGGCCCGCUCCUCACCGUACCCAACCGACGUGGCCAGAGUGGUCAACGCUCCCAUUUUCCAUGUUAACGCAGAUGAUCCUGAGGCCGUGAUGUACGUGUGUAACGUGGCCGCAGAGUGGAGGGCAACCUUCCAUAAAGAUGUGGUGGUUGAUCUGGUGAGCUACAGACGGAACGGCCACAAUGAGAUGGACGAGCCGAUGUUUACUCAACCAUUAAUGUACAAACAGAUAAAGAAACAGAAACCUGUUCUACAGAAAUAUGCUGAAAAACUCAUUGCAGAGGGAGCUGUCACCAGACAGGAAUAUGAGGAGGAAAUUGUCAGAUAUGACAAAAUCUGUGAGGAGGCGUAUGCUCGUUCUAAAGAUGAAAAAAUCCUGCACAUCAAACACUGGCUUGACUCACCUUGGCCAGGUUUCUUCACUCUGGAUGGCCAACCCAAGAGCAUGAGCUGUCCGUCCACUGGUCUGAAUGAGGAAGUGCUUAAUCACAUUGGUCAGGUGGCUUCCUCUGUGCCUGUGGAGGAUUUCACUAUUCAUGGAGGUCUCGCUCGUAUUCUGAAGGGCAGAGCAGGGAUGGUGCAGAACCGCUCAGUGGAUUGGGCUCUGGGAGAGUACAUGGCCUUCGGCUCUCUGCUGAAGGAAGGAAUUCAUGUGCGUCUCAGUGGCCAGGACGUGGAAAGAGGCACCUUCAGUCAUCGCCACCACGUGCUGCAUGAUCAGAAUGUAGACAAAAGGACUUGCAUUCCCAUGAACUACAUGGAUCCAAACCAGGCUCCUUACACUGUGUGCAACAGCUCCCUAUCUGAAUAUGGGGUUCUAGGUUUUGAGUUGGGCUUUGCCAUGGCAAGUCCUAACGCUUUAGUGCUUUGGGAAGCUCAGUUUGGAGACUUCCAUAACACAGCCCAGUGUAUCAUUGACCAGUUCAUCUCCCCUGGCCAGGCCAAGUGGGUCAGACAGAAUGGAAUCGUGCUAUUGCUGCCUCACGGAAUGGAGGGCAUGGGCCCAGAGCACUCAUCUGCCCGUCCAGAGAGAUUCUUGCAGAUGUGCAAUGACGACCCUGAUGUUUUCCCGAAAAUCACAGAAGACUUUGCCGUUCGGCAGCUGUAUGACUGUAACUGGAUUGUGGUGAACUGCUCCACUCCUGCAAACUACUUUCAUGUCCUGAGAAGGCAAAUUAUUUUGCCCUUCAGAAAGCCUCUUAUUAUCUUCACGCCUAAAUCACUGUUACGCCACCCAGAGGCCAAGUCAAGUUUUGACGAAAUGUUACCAGGCACACACUUCAGACGUUUGAUUCCAGAGGAAGGAAGUGCAUCCCAGAAUUCAGCGGGAGUGAAGCAUCUCAUCUUCUGCACAGGGAAGGUUUACUAUGAACUCACCAAAGAGCGAAAAACCAGGGGCAUGGACAACACAGUGGCCAUCAGCCGCAUUGAGCAGCUCUCUCCAUUCCCAUUUGACCUGGUGAAGGCAGAGGCAGAGAAGUAUCCACAGGCACAGCUGCUGUGGUGUCAGGAGGAACAUAAGAAUCAAGGCUACUAUGACUACGUCAAGCCACGCAUCAGCAGAACCCUCAAUAACAGCCGUCCCGUUUGGUACGCUGGUCGAGAACCUGCUGCUGCCCCCGCCACAGGGAACAAGAAGGCGCAUCUCAUGGAGCUGGAGCGCUUUCUGGACACAGCCUUCAACCUAGAUGCCUUUCAGGGGCAGUCUUAACCGCCCUUGCCCCAUCCAUCCCUCCAUCCCUUGUUCUUCGGGGAAAAAAACUGUACUCCACUCCACUGUUAGCAUUAGAAAGCAAGCUGACAGCUAGGUAUCACCUCAUUAAUGCCACAAUAUAUGACAAAGACCAAAGAACAGGUUUGCUUUGCACUGUAGGUAUGACAGGCCUAUAUAUGCAGAUUUUUCCCAAAAGUUAUUAGUAACUACAGAAUUAUGGCAUCAGUCUGCAUGCAUGCAUAAGGCAUGUUGAUGAUGGUUUUAAAUAGAGUCUUAAAAGUGAAAGUCAAAUGAGUUUGGAAAAUCAUGAGGGUAAAUAAAUGAUUAGAGUUUUAAUUUUUAGGUAAACUUGUCCUGUUAAAGUGAUGCACAGCUUGACCUAGAGGUCUUUUCUCAAUACUACCACUAUGUUCCUUUAAGUAUGCACAAAAAUUACAAACAAAAGAGCAACAAAUGCUUGCACCAAGCCUAAACUAAGGGGACAUGGGCGUCUCUGAAAUAAGAUAUAAAGACUUGAUAGCAUGAGAAAGUUUAAGCGCCACGCAUGGAUCCAUAUGCAUUUUUAAAUUAUUGCAAGAGGAACAAGUCAGCUUGCCUGCAUUUAGCAAUAUCACAGUAUGUCAUUUGCUUCUCUGCAUUUGUUAUUGAAUGUAACUGAAAGUACCAUUUGGUACAGUAGUUCCCCUCCUAAUCAUUUAAAUCAGUGGUUCUCAACCUUUAUAAAACCCAACUCCAAGGCCCCCCAGUGACUGAGAAAAUAUUCGAUGGCCCCCCAUGUAGGCUAUUACAUUUGUUAUAAGAUAUAUCUAUUAUAAGAUAUUUCCUUAAAACGUGUGAUUCCAGAAGUCUUGAACUGUAUAUUAUUCAUAAAAAGCAAGCUGUUGAAGGGAGUUAUUACAUUUUUAGCAUUUUCAGUAAGUUGAAUUAUUAUUAUAAUUAUAUAAAAAUUAUUUUAUUAUUUUAUUAUUUUAAAUAAUUUUAAGAGAUAUUGAGGCCCCACCUGGAAGUGUGCUGAGGCCCCCUAGUGGGUCCCGACCCCCUGGUUGAGAUCCACUGAUUUAAAUGAACGAGAGAAUACUUAAAUCACCCCAUUCUCUCUUCCCCGUCCUUUAUUAUCUUCCUCAUUAUCAUCCCUGUCUCAACAUUCUGUGCCAAAUUAUCAUGAACAUCCGUAUAGACUAGGAUUGCAAGCCGAAACAAUCAUUUUAUCAUCUUGCAAUUUAAACAAAUAUAUGGAGAUUACACAGCAAGCUUCAAUAAUCUCUCCAGGACUUAAAAUAAAAUAAUUUAUUUAUUUUCUUAGCAUUAUGUUUAUUCCAAACUAUUAUUAUAAAACUUCAUUAAAUAAAUAAAAACACCA